GCUCAAGACAAAUCCUAGAAAACAAAAUGCCCCUCAUUUCUCUGCAUGUUCUCCUUAAAUAUCAGUUUACAUUAACUAUGCAUUUACUUCGACUCCCGUGUUUAGAAUUAAAUUACUAGAUUGGAAUAUAUACAAAAUAAAUAUCCAAAUCCACGACUGAGAUCUUAGCUUGAAAUCUUUAUUUCCCUUGCCCUCUACUUCAGAUCUUGAAGGAAGUGAAGUGCAGAAACAGAGAGAAAAAAAUGGUGAGUGGUGAUAUUCGAUCUCAUCAUCAUCCUGCAGAUUUCUUACUAAUCAAACAAGAUGACAAGUUCUUCUCAAGGCUUUUGUCUAAGGAAAGCACUGCUAAAGGUGAGUCUUCUUUCAGGUAUUACUACUGUGGAGGAUCUUCUGGUUCAAUUCCAUUUGUUUGGGAAUCUCAACCAGGUACUCCUAAACACAAAUUUACACACACUUCUCUUCCUUCACUUACUCCUCCACCUUCUUAUCAAACAAACGCUCAAUUGAAAUCCUUGCAAAAACAAUCAAAAUCCAAUUUUCUCCUUUCCAUUUUCCCUAAGAUUUCCUCCAAGAAAAUCACAAGUUCCCCUUCUGUUUCAUCAUCUUGUUCGUCUUCAUUCUCAAUUUCUUCCGUCCAAACCACUGGUUAUAAUUCAAACCGAAGAAACUACCGUUCAAGAUCAGAAAUGGAGUAUGAUCAUGAUAAGAAGCAGAUCCCGUCUUCACCAACUUCCACACUCUGUUUUGGAUGUGGAAUGGGGAAAUCUAUGCGUUUUCGAGUCAAUUCUAAGAAUGUGAAGAAGACAUUUUCAACCUUUGUUGGCAAUUGAUGAUAUAUUUGAAACAUGGUGUUCAUCUUGUACAUCAGUUUUAGAUACUUUUAGUAUUAGUUUAUGUAAAAUGGUGUCUCUUGUCAAGUGUGCUGCGGCGAUUCCCUGUUUUAAAAAUUAUUUGCUAAUAAUCACGGGAUCGAAACAAAUUAUGUCCAGAUGAUUUUCCUUUUUGUCAGUGUCAAAGUUGAUGCUAUUGUCUUCUCAACUGAUAAUCCAUUUAUUACUUCAAGUUUGAA
Molecule: messenger RNA, 1069 nt
Organism: Solanum dulcamara
Lineage: Eukaryota; Viridiplantae; Streptophyta; Magnoliopsida; Solanales; Solanaceae
Exons: 1
Coding region: 243-830 (195 amino acids)
Source: RefSeq, a predicted model, not a curated record